CCUACCGUAAUGCUACUUCCAUCCCUAUUAAAUAGUAAAAGAAAAAUUAAGUAAUAAACAAAUCACAUUUCAGUGAUUCAUCAAGUAGAACCGAUUUGCAAUGCUGGAAAACUGCCAGAGGCACCACAUGCUCAUUGGGCUUGGAGCCCUGACUAUUGUUACCAUUCUAGUCCUGAUAGUGGAGUCGCGUUAUGCAGCUGAAGGACCCCGUCGCACAAGGGAGCAGCAGUUCGUCAUUGAAAACAACUCGACCUGCUGGCGGACCGAGAAGUACACCGUGGUGCAGGAGUGCCAUCCUUGCAGUGACUUCGACAUAGUUAGCCGGAGCCUGGGCGUCUGCAUUCAUACCCACUACAAGGAGGUUCUCCGCUGUCAGAGCGGGGAGAUUGUGACCAAAAGCUGUGACCGUGUGGCGCUCAUCGAGCAGCGUAACUUUGUCAAGUUCGAGGCCCUUUGCCUUGUGGUCGGAGUGCUGGGCUACUUGGUUAGCUAUGCCCGGGACCGUGUCCUGUCUAGGCGGAAUUACAUGCGGAUAGAGAGGCAGCUGAAUCGGGUGCAAUAAUACUGCUUAAAAACCACCCAACCCUGUGAUACUCAUUGCUGUACGGGAGGUACAUUACAUUAUUUUAUUAAAUUUAAGUACAUACACUUGAAAUACCUUUGUUAAAAUUCAUUUGCUAAUACUAAAGGGUAACUGAUAUUGCAUAUUCUGCAUUGGAA
Drosophila kikkawai is the source of this 720-nucleotide messenger RNA. RefSeq names its product jumping translocation breakpoint protein JTBR (gene JTBR). The record is from RefSeq and is a predicted model, not a curated record. NCBI's taxonomy places the organism in Eukaryota, Metazoa, Arthropoda, Insecta, Diptera, Drosophilidae. Gene Ontology annotation, biological process: mitotic cytokinesis. Gene Ontology annotation, cellular component: cytoplasm; membrane; centrosome.